UCACUGAAAAUCACUCUCUCUCACACCCACACACACACACACACACACACACCGAGUCAACUGCACAGCAGCGGAGGAGCAGAGCUCAGCAUCCUCACACACACACGACCAAGUCUCCUCGUCCAAGGAAUCUGCAGUCAUGAAUGUAGGGAUCUGUGUGUGUAUUCUCCUGGCUGCUCUGACCAGCGGCGCCCUGAGUCUGCCCUCACACUCCCUGUCGGAGAAAGCUGAGGGUGAGGCUGUGAUGUCGGACAGCCUACCUCCCCCAUCGCCCAACCACACACGCCAAACUCGCUCAGCUGCAGCGCCCCCUUCAGAGCAGCUCUCCAACUACAACCAACGCCAGGACAACGCAGACCCUAGAAAAAGCCUGAGCCAGCUGCUGGCCCGACUGAUCUCCAGGAAAGGCGCCCCCUACCAGACCAGAUCCUCCCUCACAAGCAGAGCCAGCGCUCUGUCCCCAAGCCACCGGAUAAAGGACAGAGAUUAUCACGGAUGGAUGGACUUUGGAAGACGCAGUGCAGAGGAGUACGAAUACUCCUCCUAAGGGAGAUAUAGCCCCCGAAACAACCAAUAAAAGCUCGGCAAAAAUAAUGAGCCCUUCUCACACUGCACUUAUUGUAACCCAGGGCCGACGUGAUCGUAGAAACAGUUUAUCAUCAAACAAUAAACCCAGAGCAAAGUCAUUUACCAAAAAGGGCACCACGCAAUCAGUACAUACCCCACAGCUGAAGUAUUGACGUAUUCCACGUUUCACAGAAUGAUGGUUAAACCUUAAAUGUAACGGACGAGGCAGAUAGUAUUCUGUAUUUUUGAUAUUGUCAGCAAUUUCUAUGAAAAGACCAAACCCUCCCCUUCCCCCCAAAAAAAAUGUGUGUCGUGACGUCUGCGGCGCUCAGCUCUCCUGAACGCCUCCUGAUUCAAACCAAACAGAUAAACAUGUUCCUUUUUUUGAUUUCUGUACAUUCAUUUGUUGGAGUUGAUUUUCAGCAGUGGAUUGAAACAGAAUCUGGUAUUUACAGCUACAGUGUAUAUGUGUCAAAAUAAAGUAGGAGAUUUCACUCAA
Cynoglossus semilaevis (tongue sole) is the source of this 1066-nucleotide messenger RNA. It is a transcript of the gene ccka, whose product is annotated as cholecystokinin a. Bases 140 to 547 code for a protein of 135 amino acids. Lineage: Eukaryota; Metazoa; Chordata; Actinopteri; Pleuronectiformes; Cynoglossidae. Gene Ontology annotation, cellular component: extracellular region; axon. Gene Ontology annotation, molecular function: neuropeptide hormone activity. The record is from RefSeq and is a predicted model, not a curated record. Gene Ontology annotation, biological process: digestion. The transcript has 4 exons.